This is a messenger RNA of Enterospora canceri, 447 nucleotides long. Lineage: Eukaryota; Fungi; Microsporidia; Enterocytozoonidae. The record is from the annotation of a GenBank genome assembly.
AUGGCUAAAAAUGAGAAGAAUGAAAAUAACGUGCAGGAGAACGAGCCAUCUGAGUCGUCAGACGUAAACAAUCAGCUGUCCACUGACGACAGCGUCUUCAGAGAGAAGACAGACGCAUUCAUCCAGAAACAGGUCGCAGUCAUGAGCCAGAAUGAUCAGCAGAGAUACGAGACAUUCAGAAGAAGCAACUUUGUGAAGGGGGCAGUAAAGAAAUACAUAAACCAAAUUAUUGGGCAGGCAGUGAAUCCAAAUAUCGUGAUUGGGGUGAGUGGGCUUGCAAAGGUGUUUGUUGGAGAGCUAGUGAUGGAGGCGAUUGUGGUUCAGAAGGAGGCUGGUCAUACUGGGCCACUGAUGCCGACGCACGUGCACGAGGCAAUGAGACGAAUUGAAAAGCGAAUUCCAAACACAGAGAUAAGGACGAGAUCACCUUGGGACCAUGGAAUAUGA